Messenger RNA from Racocetra persica, 2826 nucleotides. NCBI's taxonomy places the organism in Eukaryota, Fungi, Glomeromycota, Glomeromycetes, Diversisporales, Gigasporaceae. The record is from the annotation of a GenBank genome assembly.
AUAAAGAAAAGAUAUUCAACGGCUUUAAAAUCAAAAUACAACGUUGAUAAUGUUCAACUAGAAACGGCAUAUAAAACUUGGAUAUGUGAGGGUGAAGCAAUUCAAAUUUUAGAGAGUGUUUCACUUAGGACAUUGAAUUCCGAAUUUCUUUUGGACAUUUUUAACCAAAUAAUACCUAGUAAUAAACAAUUGAUUGUUCUUUCAAUUAUUGGGCCUGAAGGUGCAUACAUGUCAUAUCGGCAUACAAUAUACGAAGGAAAAGAAUUGAACUUUUUAGUAUUAGAUUUUGAGGGAAUUUGUUCUGAAGUUGAGAAAUUCACCUCUAGACGUGCUGAUUUUGACAAAAAAAUCACAUUAUUAGCGAUAUUAUGUUCGCAAAUUUUAAUUCUAAAUACUAAAAGUCUUACACAAGACAUUUCAGAUAUUCUUGAAGUUUCUUUUUAUCAUAUGGAUACUUUAAUUAAACGAAAUUUUAAACCAAAAAUCAAUUUUGUAUUACAUGACAUGAUUGAUGCUUUAAGUGUCCAGCAAUCCAUAUUCAAUGACAUUCGUGAAGGUCUGAAAAAAAUGUUUAACGAAAUUCCCGGAUGUGCUUACAGCAUGGAAGAUCUUAUGAUAAUGGAAGAGAAAAAUAUUUAUUCGUUAGAAAAUAUUUUUUCUUGCAAUCUUGAUGAAUUUUAUCCAAAUUCCCAGCAAAAUAGUCAUAGUAACGGUGAAAAAUUCUAUUAUCCUGUGCUUAGAGUGGAAUUACUUACAUCUGCAUUGACCUCAAAUGAGCAUGAACUUCAUAACUAUAAAAAUAUAGAUGAAUUCAUUUUAUACAUGCAAUCAAUAUGGGAAGAAAUUAAUGCACGUGGAAAUUUUCUUCAUCUUAAAAACUUCAAAAUGAUACAACAAUGUAACUCAAUACGAAAGUUAGUCAGAAUUAAUGAUGAAUCAUAUCUAAAACCUUAUAAAGAAGAAAUUUUAAAUCUAAUAGAUGAAAUCGAAUCUGAUCAAUGGUCCAAAGAUGAUGACGUUAAAUUUGAAACGGCUCUCACUAAAGUAACGGAUACAUUAUGUGAACAAACGAUUUCAAAUUUCCUUGCAAACUUAUCAGAUGAGUAUGAUCCUAUGUUAAUUGAAGAAGGAAAGACUUAUAUAACGUCAGCAUUUAUAUCAGAGAAACGUAAACUUCAAGCAAUUUAUAUGAUAAAACGUCGAACUCUAAAAGAUUCAUGGCUUAUCAAAUCUGCAAAAAUAAAGAUCAAUGAAAAUUUAAAACAAGUAAUUGAUGAAAAAACGUUAGGAAAAGUUAAAAAAAACUUAUCUGAAUGUGAUCAUUAUUUUAAUUCGGAAUGGGAAUAUAUAGAAACAGACAAAAAUGCUUUUACUUAUAGUAUGUUAUUAGAAACAAAGAUACUGGAGGAGCAGGUAGUUACAUGUUUCAAUAAAGCUAUUACUGAUGGUGUGAGUAUGGUCAGUUCUGAGUAUGAAUCAAAGAAACAAUUUGAUAGAAUUUUUUGGUCUAAACUCGAGAAACCAUCAACUCUAAUACGAGCAAAGUUUUUAAAGAAUUCAGAAUUUUUAAGUAGUUUUAAAUUUAAAUUCAUUGUAGAACAAAAUUCAGCUGGGAUAACUGGAUAUAUUAAUAACGUCAAAAGGGGAAUUUUAAAACAAGCCGCCAUUAGAACAAUUAAGUCAUCAAUUAAAAAGACUUGUAAGCAAAUUUCUAAUGACAUUCAAAAUAAUAAUAUGUUAGCGAUUGAAUUCAAUCAAGCAUUAGAAUGGAUUCAAAGGUUAUGCGAUAAUAUAUUUAUUACACUGCAGAAAGAAUUAAAUAGUUCUCCAAACAAUUUUAUUGUUAAAAUAGAUGAUUUUAAACCGAUGGAGUUUUUAAAAGACUGGACGCAAAUACUAAAAAAAUGGAAAGAUACACAACAAAAAGAGCUUGAUGAAUAUAGGAAAAAUUUGUGGAAAUUUUUUGUUGACUUAAAAAGUGAAACAUAUUAUGAAUAUUUAUCAUGCGGUUUUCUUGAUCACAUUUUUCAAUCUUUUGAAAAGCAGCUAUAUAAUCCUUAUAAUAUUGUCUCAGAACUUAUGGAUAAACAUUUUAAUUACAAUAAUUAUAAAAUCACAAAUAUCGCAUAUGAACGAAGCUUUGGAUCUCAUAACGUGGAAAAUAGUCGUAGUUAUAUUGAAAAUCCCAUUAAAUUUAUGAAAAAAUUGUUUAAUGAAGAGAUUGAAAUAAUUAAAAAUAUAAAAAUAGACGAAAAGAUUGAAGAAAUAGAAAUGAAUAUUGUUAAUACCAUGCAGAAUGAAUUGAAGGAAAUAAUUUCAAGAUGUAAACAACAUUAUUCUUCUCGAUCUACAUAUGAAUCUUCUUAUAUAAGUCCUAAUAUUGAACAAAUUCUUCGCUUAUCAAAGGGAACAUUGUUGGAAGCUCUGAUAAAGGAAAAACCUCAAGGGUCUGACAAUAUAAUAAAGUGCGUUGUAAAAUACCCUACAAGAUUUUUGAUAUGUCUGAAAGAAAUGUUGAAAAUUAUAGAUCAUUAUAUUGUAGUAGAGUUAUCGGAUGUCAGGAACGGUGUCCAUUAUGUGGAACAUGAUUCUGAUAUAUCUCACAAAGCAUCGAUUCAUUUGAUGGUUAGCUUUACUGGAGUAAAAAAUAGUUUAAAUGAGGCAAGUUUGAAUAUAUGCACCGAUUCGAUAUAUCAAAAUGAUAUAUGUGAAGAAUUUAACGGUCAUUCGUUUGGAGCAUUUAUUCAAACAAAUUAUCCAAAGUGGUGGCCAAUUGAUCAAACAAAUAUCAAUGAAGACCAAUUAAAACAAAUUAGAGCCAUUUGG